UGUAAACACGUCACCAAAAGGCGACACAGUCCUUUUUCAAACGUAUUUGUGGAAUAUGAAUCUCAGCAUUUGUUUGAUAUGAUUAAAUGUCAUUUUGGGGAAUUCAUCUAACUAAAUUAACGACAAAUGUUUAUCUCAGUAAAUAGCUCCAUGUGCAACACUAAAUAAAGUCCCCGGAAGUGACUUUCUUCAUGUGUAAACACAUGGCUUGAAGUCGUGUCUGACGCUCAUUAUGCCCAAACUGUUUGAUAUAAAGUUUCCAGGAGGGUGUAAGACUCUUCCUGAAGGCUUUUGGUCGUCGGUAGACGUGUGGAUAAAGAAACCUCACGUUGUAAACAAACGUCUUUGCGGAGUGAAGGAGACGGAGAGUGAAGAUGUGGGCAGAGAGGAGCUGCUGUUUCUGCUCCAGGAUCCUGAACUCUCUCUCCGUGUGUUUUCUUUCUUGGAUGGCAGAGAUUCACCUGCGCAGACACAUGCCAAGGAAAAAGCCUGGACUUCCAGUGUCAGAACAUUUAUCCCUAAAGUCAACAAUUAUGGGGCAAACCUGCAUAAAGAAGUGAUUGUCAAAGACUUUUGCAGACAACAAGUGACCUUUCUUCCAUUUGAAGAGGAUUCAGAGAAAAAGGUGACUCUGAAGAGGGGCAACAUUUAUCAGAUCCAGCUCCUCCAUCAGGACUGCGAGGAGUGGAGCUUGGAGCUGCACGCCUUGACUCCAGACGCCUGGUUCUCCGAUGGCGUGGCAUACCCGAAGCUGCCCUGGCUGUCCUCUGACCUUCUGCCCAAACUGGUCCGCUGGGCCGCCGAGUGCAGGAGCAGCGAGUUCAAGAGCACGUUGUCUCUGCUGCCGGUGGAGAAGUACAGCGUCACGUACCAGCAGCUGAAGGAGAAGUACAAGGCCAUGGUCAAGGUUUGGCCUGAAGUUACGGACCCCGAGAAGUUUGUCUACGAGGAUGUAGCCAUCGCCACCUAUCUGCUGGUGCUGUGGGCCGAGGAGCGGGCAGAGAGAGGUCUGACUGCCCCACAAUCCUUUGUGGACCUAGGCUGUGGAAACGGCCUCCUGGUUCACAUACUGACCAAUGAGGGGCAUCCUGGAAAGGGCAUCGACGUCCGGAGGAGGAAGAUCUGGGACAUGUUCGGUCCCGGCACUCUGCUGGAGGAAAAAGCAAUUACUCCCAGCGAGGGCUUCUUAUUCCCGCGUACGGACUGGCUGAUUGGGAACCACUCAGACGAGCUCACGCCGUGGAUCCCUGUUAUAGCAGCCAGGUCGUCUUACUCCUGCCGCUUCUUCGUCCUGCCCUGCUGUUUCUUCGACUUCUACGGGAAGUACCAGAGACGCCAGUGUAAGAAGUCCCAGUACAAAGAAUACAUCGACUUCAUCGCUGAGGUCAGCGGGGUCAGUGGCUUCAUCACGGAGGAGGACUGCCUGAGAAUACCGUCCACCAAACGGGUGUGUCUGGUGGGAAAGUCAAGAAACUACGGGCUACCUGAUGAAGCCGAAGCUGAGCAGCGAAGAGCUUGUUACGUUCAAAGCCGCCAGGCAGCCUCAGGGGUCAGCGUUCAAGGGUCACACAUCGGAAAUGACGGGGACUGUUCCCUUGGAAACAAAGAGUCUGGCAGGACCCCCGGGAGCAGCUGGGGAGCCGGGUUCCAGCCCAGAGACAGGGUUGAAACGGUUCGAAACUGUGCUGCUCUCCCGCGGGAUUUUGUCGACCGCGUUGUCCUGCGGGUUGCUAAUGUGCUUCUGGGAAUGACCGAUGAUGACGGCAGGGAGUCCACCAGUGCCUGGAACAGAGGAGGAAGCCUCUCUGUGAGCGAGGUUGCCGGCCUGUUGGAGCAGGAGGCCCUGCAGCUCCUGAAGAAGGAGUGCGGAGGCCUUCAGACGCUGCUCAAGAACAACCACCAAGUCUUCAGAGUGGAAGGAGGGAGGGUUCACAUCAGGGACUGGCGGGACAAGAAGUCUUCUAGGUCAGAUACCAAGAAGAAGCCCGUUGCGCCUGGUGCCAUGAAGACCCGCCCCUGCUGGUUCUAUGACCACCAUCCUCAGCGCUGCCCCCUGCAGGCGGAAGAGUGCCCCUUCGCCCACGGACCGGGUGACCUCAGACCCUCAACCAGGCCCCUAAAGAAGAUGAAAAAAAGCCAUCUUCUGAGUGACUGAUUCCUUCUUGAACACUUGAGUUCAGCUCGUUUAUUGAGUUGAUUCUUUUUUAAUUUGCAGAAGAACUUUUGUGACUACCUGUGUUUGCUCAGUGCAUCAGC
Molecule: messenger RNA, 2256 nt
Organism: Labrus mixtus (cuckoo wrasse)
Lineage: Eukaryota; Metazoa; Chordata; Actinopteri; Labriformes; Labridae
Gene: trmt44
Product: tRNA methyltransferase 44 homolog
Exons: 11
Coding region: 233-2155 (640 amino acids)
Biological process (GO): tRNA methylation
Molecular function (GO): tRNA (uridine) methyltransferase activity; metal ion binding
Source: RefSeq, a predicted model, not a curated record